This is a messenger RNA of Aspergillus candidus, 804 nucleotides long. RefSeq lists its product as uncharacterized. The record is from RefSeq and is a predicted model, not a curated record. Lineage: Eukaryota; Fungi; Ascomycota; Eurotiomycetes; Eurotiales; Aspergillaceae. The transcript has 2 exons. Bases 1 to 804 code for a protein of 267 amino acids.
AUGGCCCGUAUCUCUGGGAUGGUCUCAGCAGUCGUGCUGAUGCUGACCAUGGCGGCGGUACCGUCGUCAGCGAGUCAGAUCUGCUCCUUCUGGGAUGGUGGAUGUCUUGAUGCUCUAGCGCAGACCGCCGCUUCCUUCUCCUUCCGUCCUCUCUUCCUGGAUCAGCUCACCUUCUACUAUGGCUACGAUGCCAACUCGCGCGGGAAGGGUCAUGAACCCAUGACCAAGGUGUCGUACUGGCUCAACUACCAGGUCCACCACAUCAACAAUUCCAUCAUCGACUCCAAUCGGACACUAGAGGUCGCCAUGCGCGUGGGCAAUCUGACGGGCACGCCAUCCGGCAGUAACAACGGCUGCGAUGGAGUGUGGGGGUCGCAAUGCUCGACCAACUUGAAAGAGGAGAUCCAGGAAGCGAUCUACCAACUGUCGGUCAAGGGGGAGUACUACGAUGAUCCGUUGAACACGGUGAUCAGUCAGCUGCGACUCGAUCCGCCGUAUCUGCGCAGUUGUCCACCUCAGUUUUUCGACGUCCAGGAUUUCCCGGUCUUUGAAUUCGCCCAGGAAAUUGACGUCGACAAAUCGGCCAAGUUGCAACCCUCCGGUUCCUCGAGCAAUCCUUGGAAAACCUGGUAUAUUGACAACAUGAGCGACCAUCAGCAGGCGGAGCAGGUGGCCGUGGCGAUCUUCAGUCGCGGGCCGUCCUAUAAUAGCCUGGCCUUGAAGAACAAAGACGAGAUCGACCUCGAGUUGGUCUGUGUGCAGGCGCCGGACUCCGGCUCGACAUCGAGUCACGAUGCGGCGUAG